CCUCGCCGGUGCUAUUUAACCUACACGUCUCUCACUUUGUUUUUUUUCUCCCCCAAUCAGAUAAAGAAUAGGACAUGAGUGGAGAUCAUUCCCACGGCGAUGACCAGAUUGACUGUGGCUCUCGGUUCAAUGAUUCUCACAAACAUAAAGAAAAGUACAAGGAACAUAAACACAAGGACCACAAGAAGGACAAGGAACGUGAGAAAUCAAAGCAUGGCAGCAGUGACUAUAAGGACUCCUCUGAUAAAAAACAUAAAGACAAGGAAAAGAUGAAGCACAAAGAUGGCAGCACAGACAAACACAAGGACAAGCACAAGGAGAAGAGGAAGGAGGAAAAGAUGAAGUCUCUUGAUGGUAAGGUGAAGAGAGAAAAGGAGAAUGGCUUUGCCAGUCCUCCGCAUGUGAAAUCUGAGCCUGAGGAUGACUAUAACCACUCCCCUAAACAUGAGAAGUCCCUUAAGCGAGAACGAGAUGAUGAUUACGACCAUGACUUCAAGCCCAAGAAAAUAAAGACCGAAAAUGAUAAAAAGGUCAAAAAAAGGAAACGCGAGGAUGGGGAAAUGAAGCCGAAACAGACAAAGAACAAGAAAGGAGAAGUCGCAGAUGGAAAAAAGAAGGCAAAGAAGGAGCCGGAAGAGAAGUGGAAAUGGUGGGAGGAGGAGAGGUACACAGAUGGCUCCAAAUGGAGGUUUCUGGAACACAAAGGCCCAGUAUUUGCACCACCUUAUGAACCCCUUCCCAGCAAUGUCAAAUUCUACUAUGACGGAAAACUCAUGAAGCUCAGGCCAGAAGCUGAGGAGGUUGCCACUUUUUUUGCCAAAAUGCUUGACCAUGAUUAUACAACAAAAGAUAUCUUUCGGAAAAAUUUCUUUAAAGACUGGAGAAAGGAAAUGACUUCAGAGGAAAAGUCUAAGAUCACAGACCUAAAGAAGUGUAACUUCACCGAGAUGCAUGAAUACUUCAAGGCACAGUCGGAGGCCCGAAAGGCACUGUCAAAGGAAGAGAAACAGAAAAUUAAAGAAGAGAAUGAGCGCAUCCUGCAGGAGUAUGGCUUUUGCAUCAUGGACAACCACAAAGAACGCAUUGCUAACUUUCGCAUUGAGCCUCCUGGCCUGUUCCGUGGCCGUGGAGACCAUCCUAAGAUGGGCAUGCUAAAACGUCGGAUCAGGCCUGAGGACAUCAUUAUCAACUGUAGCAAGGACUCCAAACACCCUAAGGCUCCCCAAGGAACUAAGUGGAAGGAGGUUCGCCAUGACAACAAGGUGACCUGGCUGGUGUCAUGGACGGAGAACAUCCAAGGGUCAAUUAAGUACAUCAUGUUAAACCCAAGCUCCAGGAUCAAGGGAGAGAAGGAUUGGCAAAAAUACGAGACAGCCCGUAGACUGAAGAAGUGUGUGGACCGUCUGAGGGCACAGUAUCGGGAAGAUUGGAAGUCUAAAGAGAUGAGGAUCAGGCAGAGAGCAGUGGCACUCUACUUCAUUGAUAAGCUGGCUCUGAGAGCAGGUAACGAGAAGGAGGAAGGUGAAACGGCAGACACGGUGGGCUGCUGCUCUCUCAGAGUGGAGCACAUUAAGCUACACCCAGAGAAAGAUGGCCAAGAGUAUGUGGUGGAGUUUGACUUCCUUGGUAAAGACUCCAUCCGUUACUACAACACAGUUCCUGUGGAAAAAAGGGUAUAUAAGAACUUACAGUUAUUCAUGGAAAACAAGGAGCCAGAUGAUGACCUGUUUGACCGUCUCAAUACCUCCAUUCUGAACAAGCACCUCCAAGAGUUGAUGGAUGGCCUGACGGCCAAAGUGUUCCGUACCUACAAUGCCUCCAUCACUCUGCAACAGCAGCUGAAGGAGCUCACCAGUCCGGAGGAAAACAUUCCAGCUAAGAUCCUGUCCUACAACAGGGCUAACAGAGCUGUGGCCAUUCUCUGCAAUCAUCAGAGGGCUCCACCUAAGACCUUUGAGAAGUCUAUGCAGAACCUACAGACUAAGAUCGAUGCAAAAAAGGGCCAGCUUGGAGAUGCCAAGAGAGAGCUCAAGAGCGCCAAGGCUGAUGCCAAAGUACGGAGAGAUGAGAAGUCGAAAAAGGCUGUGGAGACCAAGAAGAAAGCCGUUCAGAGGAUAGAGGAGCAACUGAUGAAGUUGGAAGUGCAGGCAACUGAUCGUGAAGAGAACAAGCAGAUUGCCCUGGGUACUUCCAAGCUCAACUAUCUGGACCCUCGCAUCUCUGUGGCCUGGUGUAAGAAGUGGGGUGUUCCCAUUGAGAAGAUCUACAACAAAACCCAGCGUGAAAAGUUUGCCUGGGCUAUUGACAUGGCAGAUGACGAUUUUGAAUUCUAAAUUCAAGUUUUUGAGUUUAAUUUCUUAUUUUAUUGGAUACUUUUUUUAAUCUUAACCGAAUUUCACUCGAUGGCCAGACUCAACAAGGCGAUGUGGAGAAAGCGUGUUAAAAGAGGGGUAAGUCAAGAUGUUGAGGCCAUAAAGAACUGGCAGGAGAGGGUUGUGGUUAGUCUGAACAUCUGAUCUGAGAUCAGGAAAAAAGGCUGAACUUACACCCGUGUCUGAGCAUCAAGGCGUAGUCCCAGUAAUUGGAAGACCCUUUAACCUUUGACUCUCUCCCUUUGGGACAAGACCUGACAAUGCCUGAACUUUGAAUUCUGUGGUCCUGUAGCUACUGUAUCCAGCAACAACAAAAAAAAACACAAAAAAAACGCUUUGUGUAUCAUUUUAUUAUCUUUGUUCACUUGCUCUGUAUUUUAGCCCUCCCAUGUAUUAUUAUUAUUAUUAAUGAAUUCUAUAUUUUGAUAGAAGAGAAAGCUAAGUGAAUUGAACUCCUUAAAUACACCCAUGCGCCUUUUGAAGAAAUGAAUGAGCUUGAUCUCAGAAAGUUAAAUCAGUUCAUCUGGACACGUUUAGUGGGAGAAAUGUUUUCAUCCCUCAUCUAAGUGACCUCUUCAGUCAAAACUGACUGCAGGUAUUCCCACCCUUAUAAACUAUACAGUGGCAUAACGACUGAAACCAACAAUCAGUUUGAUUCAACUUUCUUUGAUUUUCUUACCUGAAUUAUUGAGUAUGCAUAAAGAUGUUCACAGAGGAUUGGGGAAUGGUUGCAGUCACGGUGUUGUAAGAUGGUGACAGAUGUACUCUUAGCCCCCGGGUCAAGGAUGGUCAUUCCCUCUUCAAAUAGAUGAACUGAUUCAACUUGAGCAUGCAUCAAGAGAUGAAUGAGCUUGAGUUUUGAGGGUGGGUGAUUUUAAACUGGACUGUGUGAAUUGUAUAACAUGAAAGGAUGCCUGGACAGGCAAGCGGGGGAAAUAAUGCAACCAUGUCAAUAUUUACUUAAGCAAGCAGAAUGUGAAUGUUUCGUUUUACAGCCUCUAUCAGGGAUGUCUUUUUCAGUGUAAAUGUGAACCAAUCAUUUCCACCUUUUGGGUUUCCAGGAUCCUUUGACUCUUUGCAUUGUCCUGUCUAUAUCGGAUUUAACUUAAUUAUUUCAACAAUUGCUCCAAGAGGAAUAAACUCCCCUAUCUGUUACUUGAAAAUUAUGCUAUUGUAAUGUAUUUUAAGUCGGCAAAUGAGAAGUGUUUUUCUUCCUAGAAAGAUGUGAGGGAUUUUAACUUUGCCAAAAAAAAUUGCCAAUCUGUUACAAUUUAGGCAUUUUUUUUUAAUUGUGUAGAAAUUGAGGACAAAAAAACGUAAUGGAACAUUUAAUGUGAAUUAUCCAUUCAUUUUAUUCCACCCUUUCACACGUGUUUGACAGGAAAGUUGAUGUAAGUAGCUGUAAAAUCAACGCCCUAUUCCUGUUUUACAACCUUUUCGUCAUAGCCUUUGAUCAUGUUUUUUGUUUUUCCCGUUUUUUUUUAUUUUAUUUUUAUUUUUUUGUUUUCUUUUUUUUUUAGUUUUAUGGUCAUUGUAGGUUGAAAAAUUAAUAAAACCCUACAACACAG
This is a messenger RNA of Lampris incognitus (smalleye Pacific opah), 3940 nucleotides long. It is a transcript of the gene top1a, whose product is annotated as DNA topoisomerase Ia. Gene Ontology annotation, biological process: DNA topological change; chromosome segregation; DNA replication. The record is from RefSeq and is a predicted model, not a curated record. Gene Ontology annotation, molecular function: DNA topoisomerase type I (single strand cut, ATP-independent) activity; DNA binding. The transcript has 21 exons. Gene Ontology annotation, cellular component: nucleolus; chromosome. NCBI's taxonomy places the organism in Eukaryota, Metazoa, Chordata, Actinopteri, Lampriformes, Lampridae. The coding region runs from base 75 to 2333 and encodes 752 amino acids.